UCCGAUCCAAAGGUGAAGGCAACUUUUGUUACAUUGUGCCGUAAUUCAGACUUGAAUAGUUUAGCUGAAUCGAUUAGAAGUGUUGAAGACAGAUUUAAUCACAAGUUUCAUUAUGAUUGGGUUUUUCUUAAUGAUGACGAAUUUACAAAUGAGUUUAAAAGAAUUACAACCAAUUUAAUAUCAGGAAAGACUAAAUAUGGCAAAAUAUCUAGGGAACAUUGGGGAUAUCCCAAGUGGAUCGAUCAAGAACAAGCGGCAAGAACUCGCGAAAUAAUGAGAAGCCAAAAUGUUAUUUAUGGGGACUCGAUCUCUUAUAGACACAUGUGUAGGUAUGAAUCCGGAUUUUUCUAUAGACAUGAGUUAAUGAUGGAUUAUGAAUGGUACUGGAGAGUUGAACCUGAUGUUAAAUUAUACUGUGAUAUCAAUUAUGAUUUGUUUAAGUUUAUGAUUGACAACAAAAAGAAAUAUGGAUUCACAAUUGCAUUGCCAGAAUAUAUUAAAACAAUUCCCUCGCUAUGGAAAGUUACAAAGGAAUUUAUUAAACUUCAUCCAGAGUAUUUGCCAGAAAAUAAUAUGUUGGAUUUUAUUUCUGAUGACGAUGGGGAAACAUAUAAUACAUGUCAUUUUUGGUCAAAUUUCGAGGUGGGAUCAUUGAGUUUCUGGAGAGACGAAGCAUACUCGAAAUAUUUCGAUCAUCUUGAUAAAGCCGGAGGAUUCUUUUAUGAACGAUGGGGAGAUGCACCAGUACACUCAAUAGCAGCCGCAUUGUUUUUGCAACGAGAUGAGAUCCACUUCUUUCAGGAUGUUGGGUACUACCAUGUUCCCUUCCACAACUGCCCAGUGGACGAAGAGGUGAGAAUCAAAAACAACUGUCUCUGCAAUCCAGACGAUGACUCCACCUGGCGUCCCUACAGUUGCGCACGCAAGUUCUUCGACGUGAACAACAUGAAACGACCCUACGGCUGGGAGAACUACUCC
Ascoidea rubescens DSM 1968 is the source of this 978-nucleotide messenger RNA. Its product is annotated as glycosyltransferase family 15 protein. Gene Ontology annotation, cellular component: membrane; Golgi apparatus. The record is from RefSeq and is a predicted model, not a curated record. NCBI's taxonomy places the organism in Eukaryota, Fungi, Ascomycota, Saccharomycetes, Ascoideales, Ascoideaceae. Gene Ontology annotation, molecular function: alpha-1,2-mannosyltransferase activity. Gene Ontology annotation, biological process: cell wall mannoprotein biosynthetic process; protein N-linked glycosylation; protein O-linked glycosylation. The annotation marks the transcript as partial. The transcript has a single exon.